Oncorhynchus tshawytscha (Chinook salmon) is the source of this 1740-nucleotide messenger RNA. RefSeq names its product translocating chain-associated membrane protein 1-like 1. The record is from RefSeq and is a predicted model, not a curated record. Gene Ontology annotation, cellular component: endoplasmic reticulum membrane. The transcript is spliced from 11 exons. Gene Ontology annotation, biological process: SRP-dependent cotranslational protein targeting to membrane, translocation; protein insertion into ER membrane. NCBI's taxonomy places the organism in Eukaryota, Metazoa, Chordata, Actinopteri, Salmoniformes, Salmonidae. The coding region runs from base 200 to 1315 and encodes 371 amino acids.
CCACAAGAAGAAGAAGAAGAACAGCUCGCUAGUCAUUUGCUGACCCGUGUUUGAGUGAGAGAGAGGAGGAAGACUGGCUUGCGUUAAGAGCUGACGAAGACGGACAGAUAACAAUACAGAAUACUUGGUCAUAUCUAUUCCCUCUCUGCUUUUGAGUUGCGCCGGUCGCUAAAAGUUCCCGUUUUGGAAGCCGUCCAAAAUGGGGUUCCGCAAAAAGACCAACAAGAACCCGCCGGUGUUGAGCCACGAGUUUAUCAUCCAGAACCAUGCAGAUAUUGUUUCCUGUGUUGCUAUGGUGUUCCUCCUCGGGUUGAUGUUUGAGGUCACCUCAAAGGUUGCAGUGCUGUUCAUCACUGUCCAAUACAACGUUACCAUCUCUGCAAAUGGCCUAUCAGAGGAGAGCGUGGUGAACCACUUCCACCACGGGCUUAAGGAUCUGGCUACGGUCUUCUUCUACAUGCUGGUGGCCAUCAUCAUCCACGCUAUCAUCCAGGAGUAUGUACUGGACAAAAUCAACCGAAAGAUGCACUUCUCUAAGACCAAGCACAGCAAGUUCAACGAGUCAGGCCAGCUCUCUGCCUUCUACCUGUUCUCCUUCGGGUGGGGAACCAGCAUCCUCAUGUCUGAGAACUUCCUGUCCAACCCAGUGAGUCUGUGGGAUGGAUACCCCCAUACCCUGAUGCCGUUCCAGAUGAAAUUCUAUUUUAUCAGCCAGAUGGGCUACUGGCUUCACGCUCUGCCUGAGAUCUACUUCCAGAAGACCAAGAAGGAGGAUAUUCCCCGACAGUUGGUGUAUAUCUCUCUGUACUUAGUUCACAUCGCAGGAGCAUACAUUCUCAAUCUGAAUCGUCUGGCUCUGGUCCUGCUGGUGCUGCACUGCUUCGUAGAGCUUCUCUUCCACGUGUCCCGCCUGGUCUACUUCAGCAACGAGAAGAGACAGACUGGGUUCUCCAUCUGGGCAGUGCUGUUUGUCCUUGGACGGCUGCUCACCCUGUCCCUGUCUGUCCUGACUGUGGGCUUCGGCCUGUCCAACGCUGAUCAACAGGGACUGGACCUGGCUAACGGGAACUUCAAUGUGCUCAUAGUUCGGAUCACUGUGCUGGCUACCAUCUGUGUGACUCAAGCCUUCAUGAUGUGGAAAUUCAUCAACUUCCAGCUGAGGAGGUGGAGAGAGCAGGCCCAGGUCCAGCCCGUGAAACCCAAGAAGCCCCAAGCUCCCAAGACCAAGUCCAAGAAAGACAAAGCCAAUGGAGUGAACGGAGUGAGUUCCAACGGAGCCGAUUCGCCGAGAGCAAAGAAAGAGAAGUCUUCGUAAACUACCCCCUCCCCCCACUCCCUUCUCAGUUCCUCCAACCAAUCCCCUUCAGGCAGCAUCCAGCCUUCUCAUUCCACUGCUCUGUAUGCUGUCUAUGGCCCAAUCCCAAAUCCAUCCCUAGACCCUUGUAGAGAUCUAAGAGGAAAUUAUUGAUUCAAGCAAUAUGGUGAAACUUCCACCUAGAAUAUCAGAGAGCCGAGUUGUACUAAGCCCAUAUUGAUUACACCUGUCAUAUCAUCUCAGAUUCCCUCGAGGGGGUUUAAUUUGGGACUGUUCAUCUACAACAGCUACUAAAGGAGGACAACUCCUUCCAACAGGACUACAAGAUCCAGAAUGCAUCUUGGCUUCAUCCGCUUGUUGCCAAUCUCCAGUGCUGACCAUUCCCAGAAUCAUUGUGACACUGCUGUGUCAUUAUUACAGCGAAA